ACUCUGCAAAGAGAAGCUGAGAAGAAAGAACCUUGAGAAAUCCUUUUUCUUAACCUUCACGCCUCCAUUAAUACCUCCCUUCUCAUAUUUUCUCUUUCCACCUCUCACUUCUCAUAAAAACCUACUAUUUCCCUCUUUUCUCUGCAUUCAAAACGCUCACUAAUCACCCCCACGUCAUGUUUUUCUCUUUUCAUUGGUUUUCUCCUCCACCCCCUCUCUGCUGAGUGCUCUUCCUCUCUCUUUAAAAUCCCACCUCAUCCACAUAAGAUUUUUCUCAGGAAGCAAACAAAGAAGUGAAAAAACAGGGAGGAGGAAAGAAAGCCAGAGCUUUGCAGAGUGAAAAGAACAGGGGAACUAUAAAGAAACUGGAGAAAGGUUUUUCUCUGUUUCGUUUUAACCUUUCUUGCACUAUCCUUUUCCUUUUGCUUUUUGGGUUCUCUCUUCGUUUUCAUUACCAUCUUUUUCUUGGGAUUGUCCAACAUGGGUUCUUGUAAAGAUCAAGGACAACAUCAUAAGGAUGAAGCAGGGUGUGUUAGGGUUCAUGGUCCUAUCAUUGUAGGUGCCGGACCAUCUGGUCUAGCAACAUCAGCUUGCCUUACUCACCAAGGUGUACCUUCUCUUAUUCUUGAGAAAAGUGACUGCAUAGCUUCUCUAUGGCAACAUCGAACCUAUGAUCGUCUCAAACUCCAUCUUCCCAAACAGUUUUGUGAAUUACCACUCCUUGGUUUCCCUGAGAAUUUCCCAAAGUACCCAACCAAGCACCAGUUUAUCUCUUUCCUGGAAUCCUAUGCUUCACAUUUCUCAAUCCAACCUAGGUUCAAGCAAGCUGUGCAAAGUGCAGAGUUUGAUCAUGUUUUGGGGUUUUGGAGGGUUAAAACUAAAGACUGUGAGUACAUUUCUAGGUGGCUUAUCGUUGCUACUGGUGAAAAUGCUGAGCCUGUAAUACCAGACAUUUCUGGGAUAGACAAGUUUAAGGGUCCUGUUGUUCAUACCAGUUUGUACAAGUCUGGUUCUGAGUUUAAAAACCAAAGGGUUUUGGUCAUUGGAUGUGGCAAUUCCGGCAUGGAAGUCAGCUUGGACCUUUGUCGAUACAAUGCAAUCCCUCAUAUGGUUGUUAGAAACACAGUGCAUGUAUUACCUAGGGAGAUGUUUGGUUUAUCAACAUUUGGUAUAGCCAUGGUACUUCUCAAAUGGUUCCCUUUAAGGCUAGUAGAUAAAUUCCUGUUGCUGGUAGCCAACUUCACCUUAGGUAACACAGACCAAAUAGGUCUUCGGCGGCCAAAAACUGGUCCAAUUGAACUAAAAAAUGUCACCGGAAAGACUCCGGUCCUCGAUGUGGGUGCACUAUCACAGAUAAAAUCUGGUAAAAUUAAGGUGAUGGAAGGUGUGAAAGAGAUAACAAGAAAUGGAGCCAAGUUCAUGGAUGGACAAGAAAAGGAGAUUGAUUCAAUAAUCUUGGCAACUGGGUACAAAAGCAAUGUGCCUACUUGGCUCAAGGGGUGUGAUGUUUUCACCAAAGAUGGUAUGCCAAAAACGCCUUUUCCCAACGGAUGGAAAGCAGAGAAGGGAUUGUACACAGUUGGGUUUACAAGAAGAGGGCUCCUAGGAACGGCUUCUGACGCCUUUAAGAUUGCUGGUGAUAUUGCUGAACAAUGGAGGACAAUCAAAGAUUGUAACAACAACAGUUGUAAUUCUCAUGUUAUCCUGCUCAAGGAAACGUGA
Molecule: messenger RNA, 1722 nt
Organism: Durio zibethinus
Lineage: Eukaryota; Viridiplantae; Streptophyta; Magnoliopsida; Malvales; Malvaceae
Product: putative indole-3-pyruvate monooxygenase YUCCA4
Biological process (GO): auxin biosynthetic process
Cellular component (GO): endoplasmic reticulum membrane
Molecular function (GO): N,N-dimethylaniline monooxygenase activity; flavin adenine dinucleotide binding; NADP binding
Source: RefSeq, a predicted model, not a curated record